AAGCUGUACCCUGUCAUAUAGUUUAAAGAGAACACAAAUAUUAGAUAAAACAUACGAUAAGAUUAGGACAGCUUAUAAUUGGAUGUUGGGACAAGAUAAGCGUCAUUCUUUGUGAAACAUAGGAUAAAACGAGUUGCAAGAUGCCAGGUUACAAAUGGGUCCACCGAACCGCGGAGAGGAGUUUGCCUGAAAAUGCAGUUGUUGGAGGACGAGACAUUGACGGAGACACCAUAUACGUCGGCAGAGCGUUUCACGAAGGCGAUAUGCUUCCGGCGAAAGUGAUUCCCAGUAAACGUGUUGCCUACAUAUGCCACAACGGAGAGGAACACUCUAAACAUGAAUUCGACAUUCUGUGCCUGGGCGAAUUUGAAUGGGAGUUCUGCAGCAACGGCAGCGUUCCAAGUAAUGCGGUAGUCGCAGGUCAAACUACCGAUGGAGAGCCUCUGUAUGUCGGCCGUGUUCUCCAUAAUGGAUCCCAAACAAUUGGCAAGGUCCAACAAAGCCACGGCUGUCUCUACAUUCCCUUUGAUGGAGAGGAAUUGUCCUUCAAAGACUACGAAGUCCUCGUACUUAAUUAACUACUAUAAAACUAUGCUUACGAUCGUUGUAAUGUACGUGCAAUACAUGAUUGAUGUUUUUUAUUA
Molecule: messenger RNA, 644 nt
Organism: Hylaeus volcanicus
Lineage: Eukaryota; Metazoa; Arthropoda; Insecta; Hymenoptera; Colletidae
Exons: 4
Coding region: 141-578 (145 amino acids)
Source: RefSeq, a predicted model, not a curated record